This is a messenger RNA of Oppiella nova, 1083 nucleotides long. NCBI's taxonomy places the organism in Eukaryota, Metazoa, Arthropoda, Arachnida, Sarcoptiformes, Oppiidae. The record is from the annotation of a GenBank genome assembly.
AUGAGCGAUGAUGUAUGGAGAACAGAGUGUCGUUAUUUCAAUGCCGACGACGACCUCAACCCUAUUGCCGUCAAACUGUUGGCCCAAAAGGUGGCAAAAAUUCACUCAAAAUACAUACCGAUUGCCAGAGACGGCACACAAAAGACAAUGAAAAUAGUUUUCGAGGACUGGUUUGAUAGCCACCGGAUUGAGUCCUACAGACAGGGAGUCAUACGUAAAGAGAUAGAGAAACAAAAGUGUGAAACACUUAUGGAAAUGGAUUUCGUGGCUGAGAUGGCGUGGGUUAGGAAAGCCGUCGUCCACCUCAAGAGUCCGGAAGUGUUUUCCCACAACGACCUCAACCGCCGCAAUAUACUCGUCCGCAAUGGAGAUAAUGACCACAAUUUGGAUGUCUUUAUCAUUGACUUUGAUUGGAGUAGUUAUAUGUAUAGGGGUUUAGAUAUCGGCGACUAUUUCAUCAAUUGGUGUCAAACGGGAACGGAUUUUGGUGCCAAUAAUUUCCCGACUGAUCCACAAAUGUAUGCCUUUAUCGACGCCUAUAUCGCGGAAAUGAAUGCACUUUCGGACAACACUUACGCUAAACAAGGAAUCAAUUCACGCGAAACACUCCCGAAGAAACUAUUGAUCAGAUAUAUGAGCGAUGAUGUAUGGAGAACAGAGUGUCGUUAUUUCAAUGCCGACGACGACCUCAACCCUAUUGCCGUCAAACUGUUGGCCCAAAAGGUGGCAAAAAUUCACUCAAAAUACAUACCGAUUGCCAGAGACGGCACACAAAAGACAAUGAAAAUAGUUUUCGAGGACUGGUUUGAUAGCCACCGGAUUGAGUCCUACAGACAGGGAGUCAUACGUAAAGAGAUAGAGAAACAAAAGUGUGAAACACUUAUGGAAAUGGAUUUCGUGGCUGAGAUGGCGUGGGUUAGGAAAGCCGUCGUCCACCUCAAGAGUCCGGAAGUGUUUUCCCACAACGACCUCAACCGCCGCAAUAUACUCGUCCGCAAUGGAGAUAAUGACCACAAUUUGGAUGUCUUUAUCAUUGACUUUGAUUGGAGUAGUUAUAUGUAUAGGGGUUUAGAUAUCGGCGAC